AUGCUGCAUAAUUCACUCGAUCCGUAUGGCGGUGCUGUCACAGAGUGCUACGGUGCUAUUAUUGGCACGGCAGACCUCCAGCCUGCAGACGAUCCUAUUCCGGUCACGGUGGACCCGAAAUGGCUAAUUGCGUUCAUAGUUGGCUCAGCGGGAGGAUAUAUCGGCCAUGGACGCUCGCGAUGGCGAAUCAUGCGCGGAGCCACCGGUCCACGACCACGGUAUGUCUUGCGUCUGCUGCGCGCUAAGAAGCUUGUCGCGGCGAUCGCCGUUGAUGCUGGUGGAUUCCCGAAUGAUCGAGACCGGGCCCGGCGGGACCGGCAAGGCCUUCUCUGGCUCUGCUGGCCGGGGUCGAUCUUCCCAGGCCAGCGUCUUGUCUGCUUGAUAACCCAUCCCGUCCUCCUCGAGUCGUCCCUUGACGGUUGUGAGAGUCAUUCCUCACCAUCCUUCCGAUUUCAGAUCUGUCGACCAUGCUGUGAAUCUCGAACGACCAUGACGGUGGAAACUCCCUCUCGUCCAGCCACCCCGCAUAGUGUCGAGGACGGUGACAUCUCCGCACGCAACUCGACCGAGUCCUUCAAUCACCACGAUGAAGAGCAGCCAGACGACCGAGUGAGAGAGACGCGAGUCAGGUUCCAGUCGUUCGACGGACACAGAUCGCACUCCUCGCAACAGCCAUUGGUGCCAGACGACACGCCCGACCUGGAGAAAGCAGAGACCGCGCGGUCCGGCUUGGACACGGAAAAUGAAGACGAACAAUCACGCGUGCCAACCCGGGUAAUGUCCUUGCGGGACAAGGCUCGCCAAUUCAUGACCCGACUGGGACGCCCCGAAGACCCCGGCGAUGGUCUAACUCCGGCUGGCAUCUGGGGCGACGAUGGGUAUUCUCCUCUGGAGGAGCAUUCAGACGAAAAGUCACCUCACCGUAACCCGACAUCCGAAGCGCAUCGCCUGGUCCGCGGCUUCUCUCAGCACCAUUUCCGCCGGCGAAAGACGCGACCGACAGCGCCCGUCAGUCCCACGCCGGAGGAACAGGGCAUGUCCGAUACCGAACCCGAAUCGCACGGCGGUGAGGGCAUCCUGUCGCAAUUGCUCAAAUUGCAGGGUCGACAAGCGACGGAUGACGGGCGUCAAAGCGGCCGUGCGACCCCCGAAGCGAGCAGUCCUGGCACCACAUCCCCGGGCACAGCUACCCCAGGUACAGGCACCCCGGGCACCGCAACGCCCAAGAAGGUGAAGUGGUACCACAAGCCUCAGGCCAGCCAGUCGACCUUGUCUCUGGUCGGCGCGGGCUUGAAUCUGGGUGCGGCCGGCACUCCCCAUCACAUGAGCGAGGUGAAGCCUGCCGUUGCUGCGAAGCGCCGGAGCGCAGGUCGCCUGGAAGACGAGAUCCGCAUCACGGUCCACAUUGCCGCCAUCAUCACCCGUCAGCGGUAUUUGAUCCAGCUCUGCCGUGCACUCAUGAAGUUCGGGGCUCCGAGCCACCGACUGGAGGAGUACAUGACGAUGACGGCGCGGGUCCUCGACGUGAACGCUCAAUUCCUCUACUUGCCGGGAUUCAUGAUCAUCUCGUUCGACGACCCCUCAACCCGUACCACCGAGGUGAAACUCGUCCGGAUGGCGCAAGGGGUCGAUCUCGCGCGACUGGAUGAUACGCAGGACAUCUAUAAGAAUGUGAUUCACGACGUCAUCGGGGUCGAAGAGGCCAUCCAGCAGCUGGAAGAGGUGAUGAAACGACCGCCAAAGUACCCGGUCUGGCUGGUGAUCCUCUGCUACGGGCUGGCGAGUGCCACGGUGGGGCCGUUUGCGUUCGAGGCGCGGCCAAUAGACAUGCCCAUCAGUUUCUUCCUGGGCUGUCUGCUGGGAAUGAUGCAGCUGGUGUUUGCGCCGCGGUCGAGCCUGUACUCCAAUGUCUUCCAAGUAGUAGCCUCGAUCGUGACAUCGUUCCUGGCGCGGGCGUUCGGGAGCAUCCGCAACGGCGUCGUGAAUGGCCAGCAGCAGUACCUGUUCUGCUUCUCCUCAAUGGCGCAGUCAUCCAUCGCGCUGAUCCUGCCGGGAUUCCUCGUGCUCAGCAGCAGUCUGGAGCUACAGUCGCACCAGAUCAUUGCAGGCUCGAUCCGGAUGGUCUACGCCAUCAUCUACUCGCUGUUCCUGGGCUACGGUAUCACAGUCGGCACGACCAUCUACGGGCUGAUGGACGCCAAAGCGAACUCGUACACGUCCUGCUCAGGCCCUCUGAUCGGCAACAGCCAGUACGUGCAGCGGUUCCCGUUCGUGGCGGCAUACGUGCUGUUCCUAGUGGUCAUCAACCAAGGGAAAUGGAAGCAGAUGCCGGUAAUGAUGCUCAUCGCCGUCGCGGGCUACGUCGUCAACUACUUCAGCAACCAGAAGCUGAACUCGAACCCGGAGCUGGCCAACACGCUCGGCGCGUUCACCGUCGGGGUACUAGGCAACCUGUACAGCCGGCUGUGGCACGGCCACGCCGCAUCCGCCAUCCUACCAGCCAUCUUCGUGCUGGUGCCCUCGGGCCUGGCGUCAGCAGGCUCGCUGGUGUCGGGCGUGCAAUCCGCGGCAGAAAUCCGCAGCAAUCUGACAGGCAACUACAACGAGACGGGCCUGGCGGCGACGACGAGCGCCACCAGCAGCGCCAGCUCCGUGUACGACAUGGGGUACGGCAUGAUCCAGGUCGCUAUCGGGAUUACCGUGGGGUUGUUCCUGGCAGCAGUGGUCAUCUACCCAUUGGGCAAGCGGCGCAGUGGGCUGUUCAGUUUUUAG
This is a messenger RNA of Rasamsonia emersonii CBS 393.64, 2772 nucleotides long. RefSeq names its product Pheromone-regulated membrane protein. Gene Ontology annotation, biological process: transmembrane transport. Bases 1 to 2772 code for a protein of 923 amino acids. NCBI's taxonomy places the organism in Eukaryota, Fungi, Ascomycota, Eurotiomycetes, Eurotiales, Trichocomaceae. Gene Ontology annotation, molecular function: transmembrane transporter activity. The record is from RefSeq and is a predicted model, not a curated record. The transcript has 3 exons.